Messenger RNA from Dictyostelium discoideum AX4, 603 nucleotides. RefSeq lists its product as hypothetical. Lineage: Eukaryota; Evosea; Eumycetozoa; Dictyosteliales; Dictyosteliaceae. Bases 1 to 603 code for a protein of 200 amino acids. The record is from RefSeq and is a predicted model, not a curated record. The transcript has a single exon.
AUGAGUAAUAAUAAAAAAAAAGAAGAAGAAAAAGAAAAAGAAGAAGAAAUAAUAUUUAAAGAAAAUGAAAAAGAAUUUUUAAAAUCAUUAGAAAGAGCAGAACCAAUUGGAAAAGGAUUAAAAUAUUUAAAACAAUAUGAAAAAGAAUUAUUGGAUUCAGGGGAAUUAAAGAAUAUAACUCAUAGGGGUAGUAGUAGUGUUUGGUUAGAAGCAUUAUCAUCAAUACCGAUAAAAGGUAAAAUCAAUGUAUAUAGACCAAUGGGUGAUAUAGAAUGUAAAUUCCUUAUUGAUAAUGGAUUUUUACCAGACACUCAACCUUAUCAAGCUAUAAUCGAAGGUUCAAAUGGCAGACAAUAUGCAAAUAAAUAUUUAACUGGUAAAAAAUGGACAGACACUAAUCCAUCAACUAUUGUCGAAUUCACUUGUCCAAUUGAAUUAAUUGAACAUUGUAAAUCAAUUCAAACAAAGAUUGAAGAUGGUGCCUUAUCAAUUGGUCUUGGUUCAAAAGCUGGAAAUACUUUACCAUUCUUUAAUGAAUCUUUAAAAUCAAAUCAAACAACUUUUAGAAUUGUAAAAAUAAAAAGAGAAAUUCCCAAAAAAUAA